AUGGAGUAUAGUUUCCGCAUUGAUAUGAAGGACACUCCGACGGACAGCUCGUCCGAGCUUCAGAGAAAGGUUCUGGAUGGCAUCGAGGAUCUGUUACUGGUUCUGGCCGAGGAUGGUCGUGUUCUGUAUGCUUCACCACAAAGCUUCAAGCUGAUCCAGGUUAAACCUGAAGCUCUGGUUGGAAGCUAUGUCAGCACACAUAUGAAUGUGGACGAUAUUCCAGUGUUCCUUCUGGACUUCAAAGAGAACAUGGCGACGGGCAAUGCCUGGAGGAGUCAUCACCGGCUACGACGAAAAGACGAUACCUACUUGCCCUUCGAGUCGACAUUCAAGCCGUACACUGAUACCACGAUGGACAAGAAACUUGGCACAAAACAAGACACCAAGUUGUGCUUAAUGAUCUCGAGACCUUAUCAGAUGUCCAGCACAUCCUUGAUGGAUUCGAUACUCGAACAUCACACAACACACAUUCGUUUGACCAAACAGUUGGCGCGACUACAUGGAGAGAUAGAGGAAUGCCGAGACUCAACGACACCAACGAUACCACACAAUCAGAACAGUAGCACAACCAAACAUGCAACCAUCAGUAUCGAAACGAUGUCGCCCAACAAGCCAGCAGGAAGACCAAACUCUCCAAUUGGACUAUCAACAUUUGGUUCAGCCUUCUCCCGCAAGAGAAGUCUGUCCGUGUCCUCCACAUCCACAAAACCGCAGGUAGAUUCUGUUCUGGGCGACGUUGGGAUCGAGAUCGCCACCUCGCGCCUUCGAGAUGCGCACGAGACCGGUGCAUGGCGGACCAAACCGCGUACAAAGAAGCCCAAGAUUGAAACCCUCACAGAAUAUCUGUGCACAGAUUGUGGUAUUGCGAAUUCUCCAGAGUGGCGGAGGGGUCCCUGUGGCCCAAAGACGCUUUGUAACGCUUGUGGACUGCGUUGGUCAAAGGCUCAUAAGGAACCAAACUCAAAGAUCAAGGAGACUGGCUCCUCAAUACAGUAG
Messenger RNA from Aureobasidium subglaciale EXF-2481, 996 nucleotides. RefSeq lists its product as uncharacterized. Gene Ontology annotation, biological process: regulation of DNA-templated transcription. NCBI's taxonomy places the organism in Eukaryota, Fungi, Ascomycota, Dothideomycetes, Dothideales, Saccotheciaceae. Gene Ontology annotation, molecular function: zinc ion binding; sequence-specific DNA binding. Bases 1 to 996 code for a protein of 331 amino acids. The transcript has 3 exons. The record is from RefSeq and is a predicted model, not a curated record.